CACAACACACACAGACAGCUGUGUUAUAACGUCUUCUGAGAUUUUGUAAAAAUCGAUUUUUCGAGGGGGCGUUCUCGAUUUAGAGUACUUCGUUUCCAAGUGUACUUUCAUUUGAAGUGCAUUGGCUCAGGAAACUUGCAAGAUACGGUAAAUAUAUCGCUAAGUCAGUUAGUGGGUAUAUUUUUUAUUCUUUUCUGUAGAGAAUACAGUAACAGGGGGGAGGGAGACAGACCGACAUAGCUCAGCAGUGGAGCUCAGAAGGCGGAGAAAUGGUCGACCAAGGAGUGCUGUGUAUGUGCGAGAGGGAGGGGUUUGUCUCUAUCUGUAACUGUCUGUGUGCUUUUGCUCCUAGGGCUGUAGUACCUACCGCAUAAUUCAUGAACCACAUGACGUUUUCGCCAGCGAGGCGGAUCUAUUCAAAUUAGCAGAAACUCGUUUGGCACCAGUGUAGGCGGGUUUAUCAAAGGGAAGGCGUGGAUCGAAAUCUUUGGACUUUUAAAAUAUUUUUACUUAACAGAGUUUACUCACUGACCUUAAUUUGAAGCAAGGAAGCAGCGGUAGAUUUUUCAGUACCUUUCUUAGUGUAUGAGAAGGAUGACAGAAAACUGCUUAUGUUGUGACAGACCCCUAAUCAUAGUUGAUCAGUUAGUCAGUGGGAAAAAGUAGCAAAAUCCACACAAGAAAAGGCCUUAUGUGAUCAAUGCAAGCUGCAGAGGGGAAUAACUGCAAAUCACUGGAAGAUGAUUGAGAUGUCGGUGGAGAAAGAGACAAUUUUGUCAGAUGAUGGUAAGGGGAACACUUUAACAACUCCCCAGUCCCCACCUCCCUCUGAAAACACAGAAGGAGGGGGCAAUAAGACCCCCAAACCCAACACUGUGGUUCCUGUCUGUGUUGGUGGGUCAAUAUUAGCAAGUGCAAUGCUAUCUGAACUCUCAGCUAACCACUCCACAUCAAUGGAGAGCAGUGGUCAAGUUGAUUCUCUAGGGCUUGGGGUACGGAUAACAGGCAAACCUUUACAGCCAAAAAACGGCCUGCAACCACAACCUGGGCCCCAGCAACAGCCACAGAAACUCAACAAACGUCGCUAUAGUAUGAACUCGGGCUUUAAACACCCAGGAUUUAGUAAACGGCGGCGACGUGCUAACUCAGAGUGCGACCCCGUUCUGCCCACCAAUUUCCUGCUGGGUGGAAACAUCUUUGACCCACUGAACCUCAACAGCUUAUUGGAUGAGGAGGUGAAUCGGGCACUAAACGCAGAGACACCCAAGUCUUCACCCUUACCAGUCAAAAACAGAGACCCUGUGGAGAUUCUCAUCCCUAAAGAUAUCACAGACCCCCUCAACCUCAAUGGGAGGGGUGGGGAUGCCCAUGGAGGAGUCCUGGUUUCACCCAUGAAGAGCGGUGGGAGACGGAGGCAUCGAAAUCGACACCAUGGGGGAGGGGCUGCAGGCCAGCCGGACACUUUAGACUUGGACAGGUCAAGGAUGACUGGUGAGGAAGGUGCAACAGUUGUACCACUGUAUCCUCACAUGGGUACAGGGGUGCACCCAAGCACAGUACCAGAGGUCCCUAAAGAGGGUGCUGUGUUAUCUGGACUGCGCACUGUGGAAGAGUCACCAAAACCCUAUGAACUCAACACUACUAUUAACUGUAGGGAUGAGGUGAUUCCACCCAUACUGCCUCGGCGACAAUCACAGCCUUCAAGUAACUCUGCAUCUCAAGUACAACUGAGUAAUGCUGAUUCGGGGUCAUCCGGUCAGGCAUAUCGUCACCGAAAGCGUAGGCGCACCAGCAGCCGUUCGGAUCGCCUGUCGGUCACACCAACCCCUGCCACCAAAAGGCCCAGUGCAGAAAGAGGACAUAGUCAGACUUUCCACACUCCCAUUGGAGGAGGAGUUACAGGAGGACAAGGACCGCGGGUGCAACAGGUUCCUCAAAGCCGUCACAAACCACAGCGCAAAUUCCAAUUUGGAAACUACAGUCAUUACUAUGGAUAUCGGACACCAGGCCUGAGUCAGGAUCCGAGAAUAUCAGUUUUUAGGCCUGAAUGGUUUCACGGAAAGAAUAUUCUUGACCUAGGCUGCAACACAGGUCACAUGACACUUGCUAUUGCCAAAAACUGGAGUCCUGCCCAUAUUCUCGGUCUGGACAUUGAUGGUAGGCUUGUGCAUGCCGCACGACAAAACCUACGUCACUUCCUAUCUGAGCUUCACAGAUUGGGCACAAGGUAUGGCAUAAACCAAAAUAGAUGGUUUGGGAAUGAAGGAAUAGACAACAAUGGGACAAGGAGGAAGAGAGGAAGGGAGGAAGAGAGGGAGGAGAACACAGAGAAACCCAGAGAGAAGAAAGACAAAAUGGAGGACUGUCCAGAUCAAGGAGUAACCCAGAAAAGUAUUGCUGUGGACACACAGGUUAAACAUGACCCCUCCCAGCCCGAAGUUGAUAGGAAGACUCAUAGGGAGGGAAAAGGGACAGAAGGGGUGCAAGGUUUAACCCCUCUCAUGGCACUCCCCAGUGGCCAGUGGCAAGCACCCCAGCCUUUUCCUAUAUCCUUCCGAAUCUGCAGGGGUCCCAUCGUCGCACCCCCUCUUCUCGAACAUUCUCCUGGGGUGUUCCCAUCCAAUGUUUCUUUUAUGAAGGGGAACUAUGUGCUGGAGAGUGAUGAUUUGCUGGCAUCAGAGAGAGCGGAGUAUGAUGUCAUCCUGUGUCUUAGCCUGACCAAGUGGGUACACCUGAACUGGGGUGAUGCUGGGCUACAGCGCCUCUUCAAACGAGCUUUCAGGCAGCUGAGACCAGGAGGGCUGUUUAUUCUGGAGCCACAGCCGUGGAGCAGCUACAGCAAACGCAAGAGACUCACGGAAACAACCUAUAAGAACUACAACAGUAUCCGGUUUAAACCAGAUCAGUUCAGCUCUUACCUGACGUCAGAGGUGGGCUUCAGCAGCUACGAACUUAUUGGGGUCCCUAAAAGCUGUCCCAGAGGAUUCCAGAGGCCGAUUUAUGUAUUCCACAAAGGCCCCUCCUCCAGGAAAUGAGUCACAGAAAAGUGAAACUGAUGUAGAGGAAGAGGAGGUCCUGCCAAGUUAAACCAUUCCUCAUUUGACUCCAGUUAAAGACUGACAGCCAUAGGCUCUUUUGAGGAAUAUGAACCCUGACCUUUCUUUAUUGCUCGUGGCCAAGUCAUACAAACAUCAGCUCAUUUAGACAGUGUUGGACAUGGAAUGUCUUGCCUUUUUUUUGUGCUUUCAUACGCUACAGCUGUUGCCUAGCAACAUUAAGGAGGCAUUUUAAUAACCCAUGAACCCAUGACUAUGAAACUUGUGUGCGGACUCACAACAUGCACGGGAUUCAGUGUUUUGUAACUAGAAGCUUUGAUCUGUUUUGUCUCAUCAUCUCUCUCCUACGUAUUUAGAGAGACAGUGCAGUGGAUUGGAAACUCACAUUUUGACAACCAUGCUUAAUAUUGGACUGGACCUCGAAGAACCGCAAACGAAAAAAAACUUUUUCCCAUUUCUGAAUGAAUGAUGCAGCUGUUGACAUAUUGUCGACCAGGCAGUGCUGGUGGUCAGACUUUUUAGUGAGCUUCUCACUGGAAAAACAACAGGCAUUCUCUUCCACAGCUCCUUUAACCAGUUUGUCUGCUUCUGAUGAUGACGGAUUACAGAUGAAAAAUUUGAAAACUCUGAGCGUGAACAGAUUCACCAUGGUUGUGGCUGAAGAGCCAACAUAAGCACACACACUUUUCUCCAGUGAGUGUGGGACUACUGUUUGUGUGUUUGAGCAACCUUUUGAUGUGAAUACAGAAAAACAGUUCCUGAAUCUUCAUCAAAGUAUCCAUUUCCUAUAUUCCUUUUUUUUUUUUUAAACUACAGUUGAAGAUCCUGCUCAUAUACCAUGGGACAGGGUGUGUGUGUGUGUGUGUGUGUGUAUGUAUGUGUUCAAGUGUCUGCUAGAAAGGAGGAGGGAGUAGUUUGUGCUUGUUUGCUGUAACGAGGUUUUCAUUCAUAUACACA
Messenger RNA from Chanos chanos (milkfish), 4013 nucleotides. It is a transcript of the gene mepceb, whose product is annotated as methylphosphate capping enzyme b. Gene Ontology annotation, biological process: snRNA modification. Gene Ontology annotation, molecular function: snRNA binding; RNA methyltransferase activity; O-methyltransferase activity. The transcript is spliced from 5 exons. Lineage: Eukaryota; Metazoa; Chordata; Actinopteri; Gonorynchiformes; Chanidae. The record is from RefSeq and is a predicted model, not a curated record. Bases 741 to 3035 code for a protein of 764 amino acids.